GCGCGGGCGCCCAGGGGACCAAACCGCGGGUGUCGAGCGAACGCAAAGCUCCGAGAGUGGGAGAAACUCACAGCUCAGCCCCUUCCAUGCUGUCCCAGCGCUGCUGCGCAGGGAGGUGGGUGGAGGAGGAGAGGGAAGGGUUACCCAGCACGGCUGCCUGUUAAAGAGAAAUAGCUCCGCUGGCUCUGGAGGAUGAGCAGAAGGAGCUAUUGCAGAUAAACGCCGGCGAGCUGAGGAUGGGAGAGCGGUUUUGCUGCUGGUGUGGGAGCCGGAGCAGGGACCACUGAUGGUUGCCGGCCCCCCGAGCCUCUCGCCUCUGCUGGGCUUCAAUGACCAUCGGCAGCAGCAUGAGCAGCGGGUACUGUAGCUUGGAUGAAGACCUCGAGGAUUGCUUUUUCACAGCAAAAACCUCUUUCUUCCGGAGCUCAACGAACAAGGUCUCUGCCAAGAAUGUAACACAAACAGUAGAAGAAGAAAAACCUGAGCCUCCGACUAUCCAGGAGAUCAAGCAGAAAAUUGAGAAAUACAAUGCAAAAGUAACGAACUGCCUGUUGAUGAAGCUGAACGACGAUGGGACGUACACAGGUUUCAUUAAAGUGCAUUUGAAACUGCGCCGCCCCGUGACCGUGCCGGCAGGGAUCCGGCCGCAGUCCAUCUAUGAUGCCCUCAAGGAGGUGAACCUGGCUGAUAUGACGGACAAGAGAACCUCGUUCUACUUGCCGCUGGAUGCCAUCAAGCAACUCCACAUCAGCAGCACGACCACGGUGAGCGAGGUGAUCCGGGGGCUCCUGAAGAAAUUCAUGGUGGUGGAUAAUCCACAGAAGUUUGCACUUUUCAAGGAGAUGCGGAAAGAUGGGCAAGUGCUCUUCCAGAAGCUCCCUCUCACCGAGUACCCUCUGUACCUCCGGCUGCUGGCGGGCCCCGACACAGAUGUACUCAGUUUUGUGCUGAAGGAGAAUGAAACGGGGGAAGUUGAGUGGGAUGCGUUCUCCAUCCCAGAGCUACAGAACUUCUUGAUGAUACUUGACAAAGAAGAGAAGGAGAAAAUCCAGCAAGUGCAGAGGAAGUACGAGAAGUUUAAACAGAGACUGCAACAGACCUUGAAAGAAGCCAGGGGGAAGCCUGGAUAACC
Molecule: messenger RNA, 1132 nt
Organism: Cuculus canorus (common cuckoo)
Lineage: Eukaryota; Metazoa; Chordata; Aves; Cuculiformes; Cuculidae
Gene: RASSF5
Product: Ras association domain family member 5
Exons: 5
Coding region: 330-1130 (266 amino acids)
Biological process (GO): signal transduction
Cellular component (GO): nucleus
Source: RefSeq, a predicted model, not a curated record